AUGCUGGUCUGGGGGCAGGACGGACACCGGGGCUUCCGGCUCCAGCAGCGGCCCGAGUCCCGCAGCGAGGCCGGGGUGGAGCACCUGCAGGUCGGCUACAGAGUGUCCGGGCUGUCGGCGGCUCGCGGCGUCCUGGGCUUCGUCAAGUCGAACGGAAACGCGUUCGUCAUGAGAACAGCUGAGAGCAGCGACGGACGGAGGCUGAGGGGGAAGCAGAAGUUCGUGAAGAGCAAAGAGAAGCUGACGGCUGUGAGCUGCGGGGCUGAGGACCAGGUUCUGCUGCUGUCGGACCGAGGAGCGCUGCUGUCCGUGGACCCGGCUCGGUUCCCCCUGACGGCCAGGCCGUUGGAAGCUUUUUCCAACAUUCCAGUUUGUCAGGUGUCCUGUGGGAGUCGACACUCGGUCGUCCUGACCAGAGACGGGCAGGUGUACACGUGGGGCCAGAACUCCAGAGGCCAGCUGGGUCUGGGGAAGAUAAGUUCUGGUUCCGGUUCUCCUCAGCACGUCCGCUCGCUGGCCGAGAUCCCGCUGGUCCAGGUCGCCGCCGGCGGAGACCAGAGCUUCAGCCUGACGGUGUCCGGAGGUUUGAUCUGCUGGGGGAGGAACGACCACGGACAGCUGGGCCUCGGAGACACAGCAGCUGUGUGGUUUGUUCCUCAGCAUGGCUCGGUGUUCACGUUCGGCUCCGGUCAGUUCGGACAGCUCGGACACAACUCGACCAGAGACGAGCUCCGUCCUCGGCUGGUGGCCGAACUCUGGGGGGCGAAGGUCACCAAGGUGGCAUGUGGACGACGUCACUCGCUGGUGCUGACAGACACCAGGAGGCUUUAUUCAUUUGGCUGUGGAGACCAGGGCCAGCUGGGACGUGGAGAAGAUCCGACUGUUCCGCUUCCCGUUCAGCUGCCGACAGACGCCGGCAGCCUCGAAAUCGAAAACAUCUUCGCUGCAGAAAACUGCUCGUUUGCAACGUGUUCAUCUCAUCAGGACGUUCUGGAGGAUUCUGAGAGUUUGACUCGGCUUCGCCUCGACGACGUGAUCGACCGAUGGAGCGCCGAGUGCGACGCCAAGUCGUGGAAGAAGAUCCGACAGGAAAUAAGCAGGACGUUCUCAUCCGCCUGCUGCCUGAACAACAGCUUCCUGGAGCAAAGAAGAGACAAACAUUUCCAGACUUCACUGAAGUACAGCGGCUUGAACCUCAAACUUGCACGACGAGCUUUUAAGAAGCUGGUGAAGAAGAAUGACGUUCGAGCUGAGGUGGAGGCCGCCGUCCUGCAGCUGCUUCCCUCCCUGCAGAAGAAGACGGUGAGCGUGGAGGCUUUGAGGAUUUACCUGCUGCUCAUCGAGCUCCUGCACGUGAUCCAGAAACACACUCGGCAUCGCAGCACGAAGCUCGCCGAGGCGGUCGCCACCGCCGUCGCCGGCCUGUCGGCAGAAAGUCUGCAGGUCAUCGGGGACUGGUGGUCGUCGCUGUCGCCCUCCUCCAUGGUUCGAUAUGUGACGGUGUGGAAGCAGGCCAUCUCGGCCAUCCUGACCUCUGAGCCUGAUCCUUACAAGUCCGGAGUCAGAAACCUGCUUCAAGUCCUCCAGUACAUGUACAAUGCCAACAGCAGGGUUGCAGAGUCUCGGAGGAUGCCGGACAGCGAUUUCUACUUGUCGGUUAGCCGAGGCUUUCUCCGUGGCGACCUCCUGCUCUGGCGGUCGCGGUAUCGACUCGUGUCGGUCGGUAUUCAGCCUCUCGUUGUUGGUAACUUCCCGAUAGUGAUGGACCUGCAGUCAAAGAAACUGGUUUUUGACUGGAAUGCUAAUUACAGCAAGACAGUAGACAUUCCUGAUGCACUCUUUGAAUUGUUUUGGAGUCUUGGAUGCCCUACUGAUGGUUACUAUGAAUACUGUGAGCUGGUGCUGAGGCGAGCGUCCGUUCUGGAGGACACCUUUAAAGAACUGGCUGCUGUUGAUCACAACGACUACAAGAAGCCGCUGGCGGUCUAUUUUGAUGAAGUCUUUACGUUGGACAACCUCAACGUGAAAGACUUCUUCUAUGAAGUUUUUCACGAGAUGGUCUCAGCAGAAUCUGGGAUGUUCACGUUCAACGACUCUGGAACGCUGGCCUGGUUUCCCUCCACAGCGGCGCCAGAGGACCAGCGGUUCUACCUGUUCGGGGUUCUGUGUGGACUCGCCCUGUACAACCAGCACAUCAUUUACCUGCCGUUCCCGCUGGUUCUGUUCAAGAAGCUGCUCGGAGUGAAGCCUUCGCUGGAGGAUAUGAUCGAGUUCAGCCCGACUGUUGGGGAGAGUCUGCAGUCCACCCUGGACGACUACUCCGACGAUGACUUUAAAGACCUGUACAUGUACUUUUUGAUCUACUGGGACGGGAGAGAGGUCGACCUCGAUCCGAAGAAUCCUGAAAAGCCGGUGACGAGUCAAAACAAGAGGGAGUUCGUGGAGGCCUACGUGAAUCACGCCUUCAACACAUCGGUGGAGCCGGCGUUCCAGGCGUUCAGACGAGGCUUCUUCCAGGUGUGUGAGCGGGAUCUGGUGAAGCUGUUCAGGCCGAAGGAGCUGCAGGAGGUGAUGGUGGGCAAACACUUCCAGGACUGGAAGAAGCUGAAGCAGAACACCAGGUAUGAGGGGGAGUUCCACGCCAACUACCCCACUGUCCAGAUGUUCUGGGAGGUUUUUGAAGAACUCAGUGAGAAUCAGAAGAAGGCUUUCCUCUGGUUUGUGACGGGGUUUGAACAGGUGCCCAUCCUCGGGAAGGACAAGAUCACGAUGAUCAUCAGACAAAGAUACGUCCAGAACCUCGACCACGACCGAUAUUAUCCUGAGACGCACACGUGCAGCUCGGUGCUGGAGCUGCCUCUGUACUCCACCAAGGAGAUCAUGCAGAGCAGACUGACGGAGGCCCUGAGCAACAACCGGAGAAUCCGUCAGUGAUCAGCUCGAGGUUUUACCUGGAGCUGUGCUGAGCAGAGGGCUCGACCCGCCAUGGAGCGCUGUUUGAUAGAUGAGCAGGUUUUGUAGCUUGAUGUGUUGCUGAACAUGAAAAGGUUUAAAAUCCAUGAUGAUCAUUGUGUGUACAUAAAAGAAAAUUGUUCUUCAUCCUGAAUAUGUUAAUAUAAACAGUUUGUGUGCAGAGUUUGUCAGGAAGUCGUACGUUUUUGUUCUCCUCAGGAAUAAGCUGGUAGAGCAGCUGAUCGUUGCUUCAGUUCAGAGCUGCAGGCUGUCGGCUUCAAUAAAACUGGUUUGUGAACUGCUG
Molecule: messenger RNA, 3256 nt
Organism: Stegastes partitus (bicolor damselfish)
Lineage: Eukaryota; Metazoa; Chordata; Actinopteri; Pomacentridae
Product: probable E3 ubiquitin-protein ligase HERC4
Exons: 22
Coding region: 1-2934 (977 amino acids)
Biological process (GO): protein ubiquitination; ubiquitin-dependent protein catabolic process
Cellular component (GO): cytoplasm
Molecular function (GO): ubiquitin protein ligase activity
Source: RefSeq, a predicted model, not a curated record